This is a messenger RNA of Juglans microcarpa x Juglans regia, 2886 nucleotides long. RefSeq names its product kinesin-like protein KIN-8B. Gene Ontology annotation, biological process: microtubule-based movement. The transcript is spliced from 15 exons. Bases 274 to 2460 code for a protein of 728 amino acids. NCBI's taxonomy places the organism in Eukaryota, Viridiplantae, Streptophyta, Magnoliopsida, Fagales, Juglandaceae. The record is from RefSeq and is a predicted model, not a curated record. Gene Ontology annotation, molecular function: microtubule motor activity; microtubule binding; ATP binding.
UUUUGUCUUUUUAAAUUUUCUGCUACUGCCCGUUCACUCUGCGAAGGGUAGGGACUUAUCAAAAUGAAUCAGGGCUCGUUUUGCAAAUCAAAAUGAAGUGCAUUUCUGUGGAAACAGAAAGAAAGCGACUCUCCCGCUGUUGGAUUUAGUUUAGGCCUGUAAAAAUGGUAUGAACAAUCGUUUUUUUUUCUUUUCAAGAUUUCAAAACCCGAUCCGAAUUGGUAGCUACAGCUAAAGCCCUUGUGAUACUUUGGAAAUCGAUGUUGGAGAAUCAUGCCGAGCAUUAGAGCUCCUGCCGCAAAGAAAGCCACCACACUUACGGUUGCCGUAAAAUGUAGGCCCUUUACGGAGAGAGAACGGGGUCGCAACAUUGUCCGAGUAAUUGACAGUAAGGAGGUGGUUGUGUUGGAUCCCGACCCAUCCAAGGAUUACCUUGAACGCAUACAGAAUCGAACAAAAGAUAAGAGAUAUGGUUUCGAUCACGCAUUUGGUCCUGGAUGUACAAAUGUGGAUGUCUACAGAAAAUGUAUAUCCUCUGUAAUCUCAGGGGUUGUUCAAGGUCUGAAUGCAACUGUGUUUGCAUACGGUUCAACUGGAAGUGGUAAAACCUAUACAAUGGUUGGGACUAAAGAUGAUCCUGGACUCAUGGUUCUCAGUCUGCAUACUGUUUUUGAUCUGAUCAAAUCAAACAAGAGCUCUGAUGAAUUUGAAGUUACUUGCUCCUACCUUGAAGUCUACAAUGAAGUUAUCUACGAUUUGCUUGAAAAAUCAUCAUGUCAUUUGGAACUUAGAGAGGAUCCCGAGCAAGGAAUAAUUGUUGUUGGGCUGAGAUGUAUCAAGGUUCACUCAGCUGAUAAAAUCCUUGAACUUCUGAAUUUGGGGAAUAGUCGACGGAAAACAGAAAGCACAGAGGUCAAUGCAACUUCUUCACGAUCACAUGCAGUUCUGGAGAUUACUGUGAAAAGGAAACAAAAAAAUAAGUAUCGAAAUCAAAUAAUGCGAGGAAAACUUGCACUUGUAGAUCUUGCUGGCAGUGAACGAGCUUCUGAAACAAAUAGCGGAGGCCAAAAGCUAAGAGAUGGAGCUAAUAUCAACCGGUCACUUCUUGCUUUAGCAAACUGCAUAAAUGCUUUGGGGAAACAACAAAAAAAGGGUCUUGCUUAUGUUCCUUAUCGCAACAGCAAAUUGACACGAAUACUUAAAGAUGGUCUGAGUGGUAAUUCUCAAACAGUCAUGGUUGCUACAGUGUGCCCUGUGGACAGUCAGUAUCCUCACACUGUGAAUACCUUGAAGUAUGCUGACCGAGCAAAGGAAAUAAAGACACACAUUCAGAAAAACAUAGGCACAGUAGAUACACACGUAUCAGAUUACCAACUGAUGAUUGACAGUCUUCAGGUUGAGGUUGGCAGACUGAAGAAAGAACUGGCUACAAAAGAAUCACUCAAAAGUGUCAAACCUGCUGAAAAGGCUGCAGACGAUGAGCUCUCUUGGUUGAAUACAUUGAGCCAUGAAAUAAGUGAAAAUGUUCAGGAACGGAUAAAUUUGCAGAAGGCAUUAUUUGAGCUUGAGGAAACUAACCUUCGGAACCGAACUGAACUCCAACAUCUUGAUGAUGCUAUUGCAAAAAAACAGGUUACUGGAAAUGAUGGAGCAGUUGUGGAGGCUUUGAGAGCAAGACGGCAAGUCAUUCUAGAUAACAUCCGUGACAAUGAUGAAGCUGGUGUCAAUUACCAAAAGGAAAUUGAAGCAAACGAGAAGCAUCGAUGCCAAUUGCAAAAUAUGAUUGAGGAAGCCAUAAGUAACAAUGGUAACAAAACUUACUUGAGCAUUCUCAGUCAAUACAGGAUCCUGGGGAUGGCUAAUACUGAGCUUCAGUUUGAAAUGGCAAUGAGGGAUCAAGUCAUACAUGACCAAAGGGAAGCACUAAGAAAUCUGUGGAACUUGCUCGUGGGAUUAGGGCUUGAGGAAAGAAAGAUAUUUGACCUUGCAGCCAAACAGGGAAUAACAAUUGAAGAUUGGACAUCGACAGCCUAUCUUGGGAUUUCUGACAGGAAACAGUCACCAAAUCUAGUGGAUGGAAGAUUUGCACCCUUGCGAUAUUCUUCAGCAUCUUGCAUCUUCCAGCAUUCUCAACACUUUGGUUCAACUUCAUUUUUGAGAGGGUACUGGGAUUCAGCUGCUACAUUUUGCAGAGAGGAGCAUCUUAACUCCUACUGCGUCCUGUCACAUGAUCACCCUUCAUCAGCAUGUCCGAGGUUGAGUAAGAGUAGUGAAAAUUUGGUUGGUGGCAGGCCAAGUUCAUGGUUUGGCACUCUAAUGAAGCUUCCUCAAAACUUGCGCCGUUCUUAUCCAGGGAUACGAACUCAUUCUUCACCGCAUGGUGAAAGCUGCAUCUCCUCUUCACGUCACAGUGCUGAUCUUGACACUCGGCAGGUAAGGAUGCAUGGAAUACUACCAUGAGGAAACAUUAAAAUCGAGAGUCCUCAUAUGUUGCAAUGAGUAGCAGCUAAGACUUGUAGGAAGGAAAUUGUAUUUUGCAGAAAACUAAAUCCUCAGACUACUCAGAUCUGUCCCACAUCCCACUUUCUUCUAUGGGGCUCAUUCCAUUUGGUUACCAUAAUCCCAAUACUGAAGGUCCCAUUUCAAUUUUGUAUGAUAUUCUUGAAUGCUAGAUCAUCUUUUUCCCCCCUUCCCCUUCCCAUUUUUUCAUUUUUUUAGUGCUAAUAUACAUAUCUGAAGCCUGAAGGGGAAGAAAAAGAGGGAGGAGACUAAACGAGGGUGUAGCUGGGAAUAUAGUAUAGAACUAGCCAACAUCAAUUGUAGACUAUGCUUUGCCUGUAUAUAUUUGUGUACAUUUACCUUAUAUUGAAAACAGCAGUUCUUAUC